GCUCACAGCGCCGACACCACCAGCAUGAACCGUCACGUAGCUCUGCUCCUCUGCGCCUCAUUGGCGUUCGUCGCGGCCACCGAGGAGAAGUACGCGGCCACGUUUGACAGCCUAGACCUGAAGGAGGUACUGUCGGAUGAAACUCGAGUCCAGGAUGCGAUGCGCUGCCUGCUGGAAGAAGGAGAUGCAGCGUGCAGACCCGCCGCGAAGGCGCUCAAGAAGGUGCUGCCCGAAAUAGUGCGUACAGACUGCGCCAAGUGCACUGAGACACAGCACAAGAAGAUCGGAGGUUUCUUCGGAGAGAUUUCGCGCCGCCACCCAGACCUCAUGAAGAAGCUGCUGGAAAAGUACGACCCAUCAGGAGAAUACAGGAAGAAUGGGGCUGAGGUGUCGGGUGAUCGACCCCCGCUCCCGCCUCCGGCAACCACAGAGCGAUACGCCGCCACUCCAGGCCACGCCAGGCCGGCAUAUAAGCCGCGCCAGCCGUCACUGCGGCACAGUCGACAACAGGUAGCUCACAGCGCCGACACCACCAGCAUGAACCGUCACGUAGCUCUGCUCCUCUGCGCCUCAUUGGCGUUCGUCGCGGCCACCGAGGAGAAGUACGCGGCCACGUUUGACAGCCUAGACCUGAAGGAGGUACUGUCGGAUGAAACUCGAGUCCAGGAUGCGAUGCGCUGCCUGCUGGAAGAAGGAGAUGCAGCGUGCAGACCCGCCGCGAAGGCGCUCAAGAAGGUGCUGCCCGAAAUAGUGCGUACAGACUGCGCCAAGUGCACUGAGACAGAGCAAAAGAAGAUCGGAAGUCUUCGGAGAGAUUUCGCACCGCCACCCAGACCUCAUGAAGAAGUUGCUGGACAAGUACGACCCAUCAGGAGAAUACAGGAAGAAGUGCUGCCCAAAAUAGUGCGUACAGACUGCGCCAAGUGCACUGAGACACAGCACAAGAAGAUCGGAGGUUUCUUCGGAGAGAUUUCGCGCCGCCACCCAGACCUCAUGAAGAAGCUGCUGGAAAAGUACGACCCAUCAGGAGAAUACAGGAAGAAGUACGCCAAGUCCUGGGCCGAGCACGGCAUCCGCCUCUAA
Molecule: messenger RNA, 1083 nt
Organism: Schistocerca americana (American grasshopper)
Lineage: Eukaryota; Metazoa; Arthropoda; Insecta; Orthoptera; Acrididae
Exons: 7
Coding region: 25-1083 (352 amino acids)
Source: RefSeq, a predicted model, not a curated record